Messenger RNA from Oncorhynchus nerka (sockeye salmon), 6300 nucleotides. RefSeq names its product voltage-dependent N-type calcium channel subunit alpha-1B-like. The coding region runs from base 151 to 3432 and encodes 1093 amino acids. Gene Ontology annotation, cellular component: neuronal cell body; membrane; voltage-gated calcium channel complex. Gene Ontology annotation, molecular function: high voltage-gated calcium channel activity. NCBI's taxonomy places the organism in Eukaryota, Metazoa, Chordata, Actinopteri, Salmoniformes, Salmonidae. Gene Ontology annotation, biological process: calcium ion import across plasma membrane; chemical synaptic transmission. The record is from RefSeq and is a predicted model, not a curated record. The transcript is spliced from 23 exons.
AAAGGCAAGGACAUCAACACCAUCAAGUCUCUCAGGGUGCUGCGAGUUCUAAGGCCUCUGAAGACCAUCAAACGACUGCCAAAACUCAAGGCCGUGUUUGACUGUGUGGUCAACUCUCUGAAGAACGUGCUCAACAUCCUCAUUGUCUACAUGCUCUUCAUGUUCAUCUUCGCUGUGAUCGCUGUGCAGCUCUUCAAGGGCAAGUUCUUCUACUGCACCGACGAGUCUAAAGGUCUGGAGAAGGACUGCAGGGGUAAGUUUCUGGACUAUGACGGUGAUGAAGUGGCGGCCCAGGAUCGUGAGUGGAGGAAGUAUGAGUUCCAUUACGACAAUGUGCUGUGGGCCUUCCUCACCCUAUUCACCGUCUCCACCGGGGAGGGCUGGCCAAUGGUCCUAAAGCAUUCUGUGGAUGCCACCUAUGAGGAUGAGGGUCCCAGCCCAGGCUUCCGUAUGGAGACCUCGAUCUUCUAUGUGGUCUACUUUGUGGUCUUUCCCUUCUUCUUUGUCAACAUCUUUGUGGCUUUGAUCAUCAUCACCUUCCAGGAGCAGGGAGACAAGGCCAUGUCAGAGUGUAGUCUGGAGAAGAAUGAGAGAGCUUGUAUUGACUUUGCCAUCAACGCCAAGCCUCUGACGCGCUACAUGCCAGCAGACAAGCAGUCGUUCCAGUAUAAGAUGUGGCAGUUUGUGGUGUCGCCACCCUUUGAGUACUCCAUCAUGACCAUGAUCGCACUCAACACUGUGGUGCUGAUGAUGAAGUUUCACGGUGCUCCGGAGCUGUAUGAGGCCAUGCUGAAGCACCUGAACAUUGUGUUCACAGCUCUCUUCACACUAGAGUGCAUCCUCAAGAUCAUCGCUUUCGGACCACUGAAUUACUUGAAGGCAGCUUGGAACGUGUUUGACUUUGUGACAGUAUUGGGGAGUAUCACAGACAUCUUGGUCACAGAGAUUAAGGACAAGCUGAUCAAUCUGAGUUUCUUGAGGCUGUUCAGGGCGGCCAGGCUCAUCAAGCUGCUGAGGCAGGGCUACACCAUUCGCAUCCUGCUAUGGACCUUUGUCCAGUCCUUCAAGGCCCUGCCUUACGUCUGCCUCCUCAUCGCUAUGCUCUUCUUCAUCUACGCCAUCAUCGGCAUGCAGGUGUUUGGAAACAUUGAGCUGAAUGAGGAAUCAGCCAUCAAUCACCACAACAACUUCCAGACCUUCUUCCAGGCUCUGAUGCUUCUGUUUAGGAGUGCAACAGGUGAGGCGUGGCAUGAGAUCAUGCUGUCGUGUCUGAGUAACCGUCCGUGUGAUAAGCUGUCAGGGUCCGGAGGGAAGGAGUGCGGCAGUGACUUUGCUUAUUUCUACUUUGUCUCCUUCAUCUUCCUCUGCUCCUUCCUGAUGCUCAAUCUGUUUGUGGCGGUCAUCAUGGACAACUUUGAGUACCUGACCAGAGACGCCUCUAUCCUGGGGCCUCACCACCUGGACGAAUUUGUCCGUGUUUGGGCCGAGUACGACCCUGCUGCCUGUGGCCGUAUGACCUACCUCGAUAUGUACGAGAUGUUCCGUCACAUGUCCCCUCCACUAGGUUUGGGAAAGAAAUGCCCGCCCAGAAUCGCCUACAAGCGAUUGGUUAAGAUGAACAUGCCCAUUGCCGAUGACAACACGGUCCACUUCACGUCCACUCUGAUGGCGCUCAUCCGCACUGCUCUGGAGAUCAAACUGGCGUCUGGAGUCCUGGCCCAGCGUCUGUGUGACGCUGACCUGAGGAAAGAGAUCUCCAGAGUCUGGCCCAACCUGCCUCCGAACACUAUCGACCUGCUGGUCACACCAUAUAAAAAUGAUGAGUUCAAUGAGCUUCUUUGCCCCUUUGCGGUUGUAAACCGAGAGCUGACAGUGGGGAAGGUCUACGCUGCCCUCAUGAUCUUUGACUACUACAAGCAGAACCGGGCCAAGAGACUGGAACAGCAACUGGGACUGGACUUCACAGGGACAAUUAAGAAUAAAAAGGGCCCAGCCUUCUUCUGCCCCAUGCCCAUGACCCAUAUGCAGGAGGAGGGGACAACAGUCUCCAGAGCCAAUCCCCUGCCAUCCUCCCAACCUGAACCAGAGUCUCAGCCAGAGCCCACGCCAUCCACCACCUCUCUAACCAAUGGGGAAGCAGUACCAAGCACUAGAAGUCCCAUAAAAGAGUCAGGAGAGCAACUGUCUCAGGAGGGCCAACGGUCCAGCAGUAGAAAAAGGAUUCUACAGAGGGGCCAGUCAGAGGACGUGCCCUACUCCAACAAACCUCAGGAAUCAGUGGAGAUGAGGCAGGUGGAGAACGGUGCUGAUAUCGGGGGCUACUCUGGUCUGGAUGGCCAUGGCAGAGCAGCCUCCAUGCCAAGACUGGACUCCCAGUACAAUCGGAACCACCCUCGUCACCUACCUGGGACCUACCUGGCACCUAUUGCUGACAUCAGUCCUAUCAGGCGGUCGGCGUCCACGUUGGCUUCCCAGUGCCACCGGGAGAUGAGUCUGAGAGACUACACCCUGGAGCGGCCCAGCCAGGCCCAAGCCCAGGCCUCCUCAGCCCCAGGUCAAGCCCAGGACAGGCCCCACCACCAUCACCACCACCGCUGUCACAGACGCAGGGACAAGGACAGGGACAAGAAGCAGAAGUCGCUUGACAGGGCAACCAGCGUUCAGCCUUCUAGUACAGCAUGUUCGUCUGUUGACCCCCUUGUGGAGGGCUUGACCAGGGAGCGGGCGAGGGAGCGUGACCGCGGCCGGCCUCAUGAGAAGAGGCACCACUCUGCAGCCGGGGAGACGAAGCGUUACUACUCCUGUGAGCGCUACGUAGGCAGGGAGCACUGCCACACCAAGUCAGCUGGCCCCAGCCGCUCCACCUCCCCUGGAGAGACCCACGACCUAGGCCUCUUGAAGCAGAGUAUCAGGAUGAGUAAAGGCAGCCAAGUGGUCCUAACCUUUGGAUCUAGCCCAUCCUGCCGUGGGCGCAGACAGCUCCCCCAGACCCCCCUGACCCCACGCCCCGCCGUGGCCUACAAGACUGGAAACUCCUUGCCCAUGCAGUUUGGUUCCACAGGGCACCAGUCCUUUCUCAGUCGUGGACUCUCGGAGAGUAACGCCCUGCUGGAGUCACCCCCCAUACCCGUCACCCUCAUUGGCUUAGACCCAAACCUGAGCCCCUGUCCGCGGAACGCCCCACCAUGCAGACUCCCUGAGGAGCCUGACGACUUCCAGGAUGCUGUGAGCAACCAUGGAGGGAGCCACUCCCCUAGGAUCAUUGCCUCAGCCUCCCAUGGGGCUGCCGGGCCCUCUUCUGCACCUGCCCCACAGGGCCGGGUUGGGAUCCCAAACGGGUACCACUUCACUCUUGGGGUCAAUGCCGUUUCAAGCUCCAGCCCCAGAGGGACUGUGAGUUUUGGUGAGAAGGAAGAGGAUGACUGGUGCUAGUGUAGCAUAGCUAACAUCCCCCUCCACAUAUCUGGAAGCGUUUUAGCUUGAACGUUGAUGAACUCGCUCAUCUUUUGUACAGAUGACAGUAUAGUUUUGUUGUUUCCUGUGUGCUCUUAGGUGGCCACGGGUGUGGGGUAUGUUCAAAGAUGUGUAAAACAUUGAAAAAUGACUCUGAAAAGGAAAAUCAUUCCCGUUUUUUGUGAUGUUUUCUCUUUUCUACACAAAGGACACUAAAGGACAAAGGACACCUGCUAUGACAUUUUCUCAAUUCCUUUCUUGCACUGAAAUUAAAGCUUAUUUCAAUAGUGUGCAUAGUCCAGAGGACAUGUGAAAUCCCUCUUGAGUAUUUGACUUUUUGACUUUUUUUUGUGACUUUUUUUAGACAUUUUUUUUUUAUUAGAUGAAAAAAAAAGCCAAAAUGUCUUCCUACUGUCUGUGGGGGAAAACAACUAAGACUUUAAACAGUGUUUCUCUGCAGGAUUGAGCAGAAAAAUCUUUAUUUCACCCUAUAUUACAGUUUUAAAAUGGGGCUACAUACUAUUGCUGUCUAAAGGACAAAACACACUGUGCUGUCAUAUGACUAAAAGCAGCUGGUGGCCUAUCGCCUCUGACCACAGACCAUCGGCCGCCAUUUUCUACACAAUGAAUAGCCAAUGUUCUUUGACACCCAGCAGGUGAUCUACUGCGUAUGGUGUGUGUUUUCCUUUCAUGUGUCUGCUGGGUCUGGAAGUAAAAUGAGAGGAACCAGGAGGCACAAGUGGUGAUAAAAAUGAAUUACCACUCAAAACCCCUCCCUCUCUGCAAAAAAUCUAGUAUCUCUUUUACUCUUUUUACACAAGCUUUCGGUAUUACAGAAACAUACAUAAGAAUAGUAUAGUAUAGUAUAAGUAGGUAUAGUAUUGCUGCUGUUUUUCCAUGUAACUCAUGAGAUGUUGAACCAUUUCUCAACAACAACAAAAACACAGGACUGAAGAUUCUAAUAUAUUUUCUAUGGAACUAUAACAUUAGAUGGAAUAUCUUUUCAGGAUGUUCAUUAUUUUGUGAGUUGUACCUAGUGUAAGUGAUGAGUGUAGUUGGGUAGGUCAGCUGUUUCUAACGUAUUGCUCUAGUGGCUGAAUACCAAGUGCCUAUCAUUAAAGAUGUGUUAUUGUAAAGCUAUAAUGCAGCCUGACUUUUGAUGUAUCAACACUGGAGAGGAGAGGGUGGAACGUAUGAUAUGGGGUAUACAGUAUAUGAUGUAUAUAAUAACUGGUUAUGCAUACGAAUAGAAAUGUAUAUAGUUGAAAAGCAAAGAGAGGUUUACGUAAUUUAAGGACUACAGUAUGAAUUGCUGGUUUGGAAUGAACAAAGCUUUUUCUUUGAUUCUCCAAGGAGGGAAAGGUUUUUGGUAAUUAUGUAAAACAUGAUUAUGUACACUAUAGAAGUUAUAAGUAGGUCAGAACUACAGAUCCAAAGAAAUGUAAUGCAAUGUAAUGCAUGCCAGGGUCUUGAACUUGUCAAAGUUGUCUGUACUUUUGCUUAAGGGUGUAUACAGAGCUUUUGCCUUUCUCUUCCAAAAAUAGACAGCACUGCCAGAGUGAGAUGUAGGGAAAAGUGGUUCCAGGGGAAAAAUGCCCUUUGUGAUUCCUUCCAACAAGGACAGUUUCACUUUACAUGUUCUUAUCGAUAUCAACAAUAUAUUCAAAUGUAUGCCUCCAUAUCUUUCAGAUAAAGUAGAGUAAAUGUACAGUACGCUAAUGAAUUCUGCCACUUUUGCCAAUAUCUCAAGGGUUUGUUUUCUUCCAAAUAUAUUUAUCCUGAGAGCAGAGUCGUGUGAGGGGUUUCACUAACUGAUAUAUAGCCUACAACCUUGUGUGUUCACAGGUAUUGAAGGGUUGUGUUGAGUGUUGACUCUUUAAAGUAGGGCUAUGCAACAAGAUGACACUUUGGGACGGAUUCUCAUCUGCGCUGUAGCUUUACCCUCUGGGGUCUCCAGGUUCAGGCUUUAGCGUGACUUUUUACCAAAUUUUACAUAGGAUUUAUUAACAAAGAUUUGUCAAAUGUAAAUGUAGUAUAUCAUGUACGUUGAACAUGCAUUAAUGAAGGCACAAUGGUUAUAAAUGGAAUUAUGUCAAACAGGGCAUUUUGAGUUCAGCAAGUCGAUUUGCAUGUACUCUGAUAGAACCACCCAGAUGGACAAAUGUUUGUUUUUAUUGUACUAAAUCAGAAAUAGCAUUUAUUUAGUUUUCUAGAGUCAGAUAUAUCGUGCAAUCUAUUUGAUGGAUCGUCAAAGGUGAAAUAUUAGACUUUGAAUUGAAGUUAUUAAAUGUGAACAUGGCUAUUUGUAGGAUUGCAGAAAUCUUCCUUUGGCCUCUGUGUGCCAAUAUGGUGUAAUAGUGGGGGAUAUAAUGAGUGUGUACCCCUAGAUCUGUGAACACACCCACCAUGUUUUAAACCUCACUCACCCCACCCUCCCAGUAAAUAGGUGGCCAAUGUUAAAACCACACUGGUUUGUCUCGGCACACCUCAUCCAGGUUCCCUGUGGCUAUAUUCCCUGGACAUGUCAUGUUUGCAUGUUAUGAAACGUAUGUGCAUGUGCAAAACACAGACAUUGUAUACAGAAUGUAGUGUAUGAAGAUAAACAAUCUGUUCACUGGUUGUAUUUUCUGAAGAUCUUUAAUGCAUAUGUCUUCGUUUCUGGAAAGUCAAAGAGCUUGAAUUACAUUUCAACGGAAGUAUUGAACUAUAUUUGAAGGUUCUGGUCUGAAGCAACUGGGUCCUUUGCUGCCUGAUAUGUUAUAGGCCUAUGACUGUCAAUCCUACAGUUGUUUCUACCAUUACAUUUUGUAUGAAUAGAAGUCCUUGAAUAAAGAUAUAUGAACAUGA